AUGUCCACGCUGAACCCCGCGGAGAUACGAAAGCUCAAGAAGCUGGCUGAUGACGGCGACUCGGAGGCCGCUUGGACGCUCGCGAUGCACUACGGUAGGGAGAGGGAGUCUACGCUUUUCAACGAGCACGUCACGCGAGCGGCGGAACUCGGCCUGCUCGAGGCGCAGGUCAUCCUCGCCGUAGGGAACUCCUGCAUGUCGACCGGGAUCCGUAUGGAGGAAGACGAGGUGUUCAGCGAACAUAUGGUCCGCGAAGCGAGGUAUUGGACGCACAAGGUGAGCACCGAUCACGGAGCGGAGGGCAAGUUCGAACUCGCUAAGGCAUAUAUCAGUACUGCUGAGGCUAGUGAGGCUAACAAACAAGGCGAAGCCGUUCAGCUCUUAAAAGAAGCCGCCAACGAGGGUCACACGCAGGCGAUGCGCUGGCUCUGGGAGCGGCAAUCAUCCAUGUAAAUACUACGAACUACGUCACGUC
Molecule: messenger RNA, 475 nt
Organism: Micromonas pusilla CCMP1545
Lineage: Eukaryota; Viridiplantae; Chlorophyta; Mamiellophyceae; Mamiellales; Mamiellaceae
Exons: 1
Coding region: 1-453 (150 amino acids)
Molecular function (GO): protein binding
Source: RefSeq, a predicted model, not a curated record